Ictalurus punctatus (channel catfish) is the source of this 5015-nucleotide messenger RNA. RefSeq names its product leucine rich repeat and coiled-coil centrosomal protein 1 (gene lrrcc1). Lineage: Eukaryota; Metazoa; Chordata; Actinopteri; Siluriformes; Ictaluridae. Bases 520 to 3651 code for a protein of 1043 amino acids. Gene Ontology annotation, molecular function: protein binding. The record is from RefSeq and is a predicted model, not a curated record. The transcript has 20 exons. Gene Ontology annotation, cellular component: centrosome; cytoplasm.
UUUUUUGACCUUGGAUGCAUGUAAAUCUAUUCUAUGCGACCUUUAAAACAAAAUUAGACAUGUUUCCCAACCCAUAAAAGCCGCGCUUUAAAUGUGCAGAACCGGAAGUGACGUCUACUACAGCCCGGAGCGGGUGGUUCAAUUUUUAAAGUAACAUGGCGAUAUGUGUGUAGCUCUCGGCGAAGUGUUAAAUGAAGUUAGUUACAGCAUGGUAGGUUUAAUUAAACCUAUUCACAAUUAUUUAUUUGUUAAUAUUAGCACAAUGGUAUUUAAUAUACCAAUGUCAUAUUAUUAAUGCAACUCGCGCGGUUAUUAAAGUAGCUAACUGGAUAGUUAUGGCUAAGCUAAGCUAAGCUAAGCUAGCUGCAUUCGCAGUUAAAGCUGUCUGAACAUUUACAGCAGUAAAGAUAUCUGUGUAGCUACAGUGACGAGGUUCUGCACAUAGACACUUUUACGAACACGAAGACUAACCAUAAUUCUUAAAAACGGAUCCAUAUGUAUUAUAAAUGUAUAAAAUGAAUGGCUAGUUAUCUAGCUAACAGGAAACGCUGCACAGCCCAGCAGUGCCAUGGGAACGUCUCACCAUGGAGUUGUCAGUGGUUAUUUCAAGCAGGUGAUGAGCCGGUCAUGGCCGAUGGAGAGCUGAGUUUGAUCGAUAAAAACAUUUCAAGUUUAUUAGAGGUUCCACUGAAGACCUCUAUCACGUCUUUAAACCUGCACUGUAAUCGACUGUCAAAGAUCGAAGGGUUGACAACAGCAUGGCACAUACGACAUCUGGACCUUUCGUCAAAUCACAUCACUCGUAUCGAGGGCCUUGGUGCGCUUUCUCAAUUGCGUACCUUAAACCUGUCUUGCAACAGCAUCACUAAGGUGGAAGGUCUUAAUGGACUUGUAAACCUUACAAGGCUUAACUUGGCUUAUAAUCAAAUAAACGACCUCACUGGUCUCUUAUAUCUGCAUGGGACUGAAUACAAAUUGAAACACCUCCAGAUUCAUAGCAAUCGACUGGACAGCAUGAACCAUCUGCUGCAAUGCAUGGUGGGUUUGCACAACCUGAGAGAUCUCACUCUCAGUAUGGAUGAUGCCGCUAAUCCUGUCUGCCAUCUACCAGGCUACAGGGAGAUGGUGCUGCAGCCCUUGCAACAGAUCUCUACUCUGGAUGGAGAAGAUAGGUCGGGAAAACCCACUCCGUCACGGGAUGAGAGCCCAAUGGACAUCCCAGGCCUGGAGGACUUUCUGGAGUUUCUAAUUUCAACAGACACUAGUGUCGACGUCGAGCCGGUCCAGUCAGACGCUCCUCUCCCCACUCCCCGGAUUGACGAGGUUCUGACACAGUUUCGGCAUCGCAGUAGAGUUUUAAACCCACCUGCUGAGUCAUCAGCGCAGGAGUGCUCAAUUAGAGACGAUUCAGCCAAAGGCAACCAGAUAAAUGAGCUCCGUAUUAAAAAGUUGGAGCAGCAGGUGUCCCAACUCUUCCAGAAGGCUCCGGUGGCUGAUGGCCCUAAUGCGAGCUCUGCAUUGCAGUCCGUGGUACGCAAAGCAAAAAGGGACACGGAUCUCACAUCAGAGAGUGAAUAUGACAGUGCAAAAGAGAAUCUGCAGCACUCAAGAGUCCGCCGACCCAAAAUCGCAACAGAGAAGAAGCUGGUAAAAGGCAAACGCUCUGACAGUGAAGCAAGCACACAAAAGCACAGGAGUUUAAAGCUCACUGCUGGCGCUGGGCAGAAGGCAGCAGUCCAAACUGUGAGGCUGACAGAAACAGCAAAGAAAGGCCUCAGAGCACGCCAGGCCACUCCAGACAAAAACUCCAGUGACACACAACAGGAGACCUACAGGGUGAUAGUGGAGGAGCGGGAUCAGGAGCGGGAACGGCGCUGGAAGGCAGAGCAUGCUGUGAAGAAGCUUACAGAGCAGGUGAAGGGGCUGGAAACACGGGCCACAGAGGAGAAAGAACUCCAGAGCCUGGCCUUGCACACAACCGAUAGGCUGAAGGAGUUAUUGCUGAAGGAGCGCUCUGAGCGGACGGCACUGCAGACUCGAGUGGAGGAGCUGGAGGAACGAUGUGCAAAUGCAGCACAACAGCUGGAGCAGCAGCGCAGCCAUGAGGCACAAUACAAGGGUGCACUGCACAGUUUGCAGGAGAGCGUCUCUCAACAAGAGGCCCUCAGGGCCAGUCAGCAGGUGGAGGAGAUGAAGAGAAAGCAGGAGCUGGAGAACAAAUGCGCUGUUCUAAAGAGAGAGGUGGAAAUACUCAGAGCAUCUGUGCGGCAGCAUAAAGAUAAGCUACAGCACCUACAAGAACUGCUGACCUCCAGAGAGGAAGCGCACAGGAAGGAGCUGGCUUCACGGCUCAUUCCAGGUGGCGCCGAGUUUCGUGAAGCUGUGGAGAAGGAAGUGAGGGCUGUGGAGCAGAGACACACUCUGAGACACCGUGAGAUGGAACAGAAACUGGUCGAAGCCCGGCACCAAUAUGCCACCCUGGAGGAUGAGUUCCGCAUGGCUCUCACCAUCGAAGCCAAUCGCUUCUCUGAGGUGAAAGAGGGCUUUGAGCAGGUGUCUGCCGAGCUUGCCGAGGUGAAGAUAGCUUUGACUGCGUCUCAGCAGAGAGGGAAGCAGUCAGACUCUCUGGUGCAGGAGCUCACAGCUAUGGUGAAGGAGCAGAAAACACGCAUAGCCGAUCUCAUCAAAGCCAAACGCGAUGCUGUAACAGAAUUAAAGGCACGAGUACGGACUCUAGAGGCAGGAGCAGAGGAGGACAGGCGUCUAAAUGUGCAACUGGAACUUCUGAAGAAGGACAAAUCCAAGCUGAUCUCGCAGCUCACUGCACAGGAGACUGUUAUAGAAGGACUCCGAGCGGAGAGAAGGCUCUGGGGACAGGAGCUCGCCCAGCAAGGAGCGUCUCUUGCUCAGGAUCGAGGUCGCUUGGAGGCCAAAAUUGAGGUCCUGACUACUGAGCUGGAGUCCCAGAAGAAACAGAAUCAGAGAGACAACGACUCACUAAAGAUCAAAACGAAGAUAGUGGAUGAUCAAACCGAGACAAUCCGGAAGCUAAAAGAGGCAGUGCAGGAAAGGGAUGAGCAGCUACGUGCUCUGCGUGAGGAGAACCUGCAGGUUCAGAGAAAGUUCCAGAAGGAAAUGGAGGGUGAGAUGGCCUCAGCAACAGAGCUCCGAGAUGCCAUGGACAGACUCCGCCUCAGAAAAGAUGAGCUCAAGCAACAGCUCCUUGACAAGGAGGCAGAGAUGGAGGAGCUCAAAGACGCCUACAGUGCCUCGAGUCGUAAAUGGCAGGAUAAAGCGGACUUGCUGACCAAACUGGAGUGCCAGGUGAAGCGUAUGAAGGAGGGAUUCGAUGCUAAAGAGAAAGCAUUACUGGAAGAGAGGGAUAAAACCACUCGAGCACACAAGGCAGCGGUCGAAAAACUUCACUGUGUGGACGACGCUUUCCGUAGACAGCUGGAGUCCUUGCAGGCUUCUCAUCAGGCUGAGUUGCUCCGAUUGGCUAAUGACAAACAGAAACAAAUAGAACAGGCCAAUCAGAGGGUACACCAGGUGGAGGAUGAGAUGAGGCAGCUGCUGGAGGAAACCGAGAGCAACAAAAUGGCAAUGGAGGAGAAAAUGAGACGCCUCACCAAUGUGCUUAAAGACUUCUAACCACAUAGUUCUGUUUUUAAAAUAACAUCAUAAAAUAUAUAUAUAUAAGGACCCCCUCUUGUGUGUUUGAUAUCUGAGGUUCACUCUGUUUGAAAAAGGGUACUAAGCGGUACUUUUCCUCGGCAUUGGGGUGUACUCACGAGAACAGCUUUUUUACCUUUGUGUAUCUUUAUAGCUUUGCUCUAAAAACUCAUUCUUAUCUAUUUAUAUACAAGCCCAAUUUCAAAAAAGUUGGGACGCUGUGUAAAAUGUAAAUAAAAACAGAAUGUAAUGAUUUGCAAAUCUCUUAAACCCGUAUGUUAUUCACAAUAGAACAUAGAAAACAUUCCAUAGGCACUAAUGCACCCCAUACAAUCAGAGAUGCAGGCUUUUGAACUGAGCACUGAUAAAAAGCCAGAUGGUCCCUCUCCUCUUUAGUCUAGAGGGCGCGGCGUUCGUAGUUUCCAAAAAGAAUUUCAAAUUUUGAUUGGUCUGACCACAGAACAGUUUUCCACUUUGGCUCAGUCCAUUUUAAAUGAGCUUUGGCCCAGAGAAGACUGCGGCGUUUCUGAAUCAGGUUCACAUACGGCUUCUUCUUUGCGUGAUAGAGCUUUAACCAGCGUUUGUGGAUGGCAUGGUGAACUGUGUUCAUAGACAAUGAGUUCUGGAGGUGUUUCUGAGCCCAUGCAAUGAUUUCCAUUACAGAAUCAUGCCUGUUUUUAAGGCCGUGCCGCCUGAGAGCCCGAAGAUCACAAGGCAUGCAAUAUUGAUUUUCACCCUUGCCCCUUGCGCACAGAGAUUUCUCCAGAUUUUCGGGAUCUUUUGAUGAUAUUAUGUACUGUAGAUGAUGAGAUAUUCAUAGUCGUCACAAUUUUGCAUUGAACAUUAUUCUGAAAUCGUUCCACAAGUUGUAGAUGCAGUUUUUCACAGAUUGGUGAACCUCUGCCCAACUUUACUUCAGAAAGACCCUGCCUCUCUAAGAUACUCUUUUUAUACCCAAUCAUCUUACUGACCUGUUCCCAAUUAACCUCCAGCUGUUUCUUUUUACUAACACUUACUUUUCCAGACUUUUGUUGCCCCCAUCCCAACUGAUUUAGACAUGCUGUGGCCAUGAAAUUCAAAAUGACCUUAUUUAUUUCUUAAAACGGUGCAUUUCCUCAGUUGAAACAUUUGAUAUGUUUUCUAUGUUCUGGUGUGAAUAACAUAUGGGUUUAUAAUAUUUGCAAAUCAUUGCAUUCUGUAUUUAUUUACAUGUCACACAGCGUCCCAACUAUUUUGGAACUGGGGUUGUACAUCAAAUCAUUUUAAAGGUACACUAUAUUCAUGUUUCCAUAUUAAAUGCUCCAAAGAUUCACCCUUGAUUGAGGGUACCACCCGAGCCACAA